Molecule: messenger RNA, 1149 nt
Organism: Fonsecaea erecta
Lineage: Eukaryota; Fungi; Ascomycota; Eurotiomycetes; Chaetothyriales; Herpotrichiellaceae
Product: arsenical-resistance protein
Exons: 3
Coding region: 1-1149 (382 amino acids)
Biological process (GO): arsenite transport; antimonite transmembrane transport
Cellular component (GO): plasma membrane
Molecular function (GO): arsenite transmembrane transporter activity; antimonite transmembrane transporter activity; antiporter activity
Source: RefSeq, a predicted model, not a curated record
AUGGACAUCCAUAACAAAGAGGCUGUACUGGCUCCCGAGGUGUCUCCUUCCCUGACGCCUCCAGAUCUCGAGCAACAACCCAAGAGCGAACCACCGUCCAGUGUACACACAUCAGCCUUCAAAAGUCUCGGCAUCCUUGAUCAAUUCCUCGCACUAUGGAUCUUCCUGGCAAUGCUCGUGGGUAUUUUGUUGGGCAACUUCGUCCCUAGCACGGGCCCCGCCCUCCAGAAAGGCCAGUUUGUCGGCGUGUCGAUUCCAAUAGCCAUCGGAUUGUUGGUCAUGAUGUAUCCUAUUCUGUGCAAGGUCAGAUUCGAGACUUUGCAUCACUCUUUUCGCAAAAGGACCCUCUGGGUUCAGAUCCUUUUCAGCGUCGUUGUAAACUGGAUAGUAGCACCUCUCUUCAUGCUGGGCCUGGCUUGGGCUUUCUUGCCUGAUGAGCCUGGCCUCCGCGACGGACUCAUUCUCGUCGGGAUUGCCAGGUGCAUUGCGAUGGUUUUGAUCUGGACUGGACUGGCUGGUGGCGACAAUGAGUACUGUGCUAUCCUGGUCGCUAUAAACUCUCUCUUACAGAUGGUCCUGUUUGCCCCUCUGGCUCUUCUUUUCAUCAACGUUAUCAGUCACUCUUACAAUGGUGUCGACGUCGACUAUGCUCCGGUUGCGAAGAGCGUCGGCGUUUUCCUCGGUAUUCCCCUCGCCACUGCCAUUGUCACCCGAUUCAGCCUUCGAAACCUCGUGGGCAAAGAUUGGUAUGAAAAGCAAUUCCUGAAAUGGAUUGGGCCUCUGUCGUUGAUCGGCCUCCUUUUCACAAUCAUCGUCCUGUUCGGUUCCCAAGGUCGCCGCGUGGUCCAUCAGAUCGUAUCCGUUGUGAGGGUUGCCGCUCCUCUCAUCGUGUACUUUGCAAUCAUCUUCCUGUCAACCCUCCUGAUCACCAGGAGACUCGGUUUCGGAUACCGACUUGCCUGCACCCAGAGCUUUACGGCGGCGAGCAACAAUUUUGAGUUGGCAAUUGCCGUUGCCAUUGCUACAUAUGGCGUCGACAGUGACCAAGCUCUUGCGGCAACUGUCGGACCUCUUAUCGAGGUGCCCGUUCUUCUCGGACUCGUCUACGUGGUCAGGUGGUUUGGCAGGCGCAAAGAUUGGGCGGCAUAA